CCAGUAUAUAGUUAUCUGUCAUCUGCUUUGGUUAUCUGUGGUUGUUGUAUUGUAAUAACCUGUGUGUAGAAUUGGUGUAGAAUGCGUUACAAAAUAAUAUAAAAAUAAAUUAAAAGUGAAAUUAAUUUCGAUUACAUUUAAUAUGUGUGCGGCGAUUGCGACGAAAAUGGACUCCAACUUAACUAGUAUGUGGGUGAACUUCUUCACGGCGGCUGGUAUUCCGUCCGACGUUUCUGCUACUUACGCACUGACUUUCACCGAGAACCGCAUCCAGAAUGACAUGCUCUUGGACCUCAACAAGGAGUACUUACGAGACAUGGGGAUUACAAGAAUGGGAGAUGUUAUUGCCAUCUUGAGGCAUGCCAAACAAGUACAUGAGAAUACAGCCCGGGACCGCGUCCUCAGUUCUGCUGCGCCCCCCAAAGUACCCGUUGCUGCUGUCACUGGCCGAGCAACUGUGUCAUCACAGCCAUCCUCACCGGCCAGCCGCAUAUUGGAGCACUACACGCGCAAUCCACAAGUGCAGGAGGCACCUCCCAUUUCUCAACUCAAAAGAAAAGCUCUGGACAUUGGGACUGACGACAUCAAUUUGAAAAAGUCGCGGCUGAUACGCUUCGCUCCUGCGCAGCAAACAGUAGUCAAAGAAGGUUCUUCUAAAACAGUUUUCGCUCGACUCGGCAACUCUGAAUCGGGGAAAGUAUCGCCAGUCACCACAAAGGCCUCAGUGAAGCCAAUUUAUGCUCGCCUUGGCUCGAAAGCCGACAAGGAAGAGGACGAUCAAGCUAUACCGAUAGAAAAGGACGCGCUAAAGUAUGCUGGCAUUCUCAAGAGUACAGUUGAUGUCUCUAAAAAGGUUUUUACAGUCACUACAUCCAAGAAUAACGUUAGGAAAAUAGCGGUUGGUACUAUGAGGGCUGAUGAGGCUCCAGUUAGUGUGAAAACUAAACUGGCCAAACCCAAAUCAGUAAAGUUCUCGAACCAAAUCCAGUAUAAAGAAAUAGAUUCCGUUCAGCUCCAUCAGAAAGCAGUGCAGAAUCCUGUGCAGAAUCCUGUGCAGAAGUUUACACCAGUGUUUAAUAAACCUGAAAGGAGACUGUCAAUGCCACCCAUAGCCAGCAAUGGAAUUAAAGCUAGGUUAGGCCACAAGAAUACAAAUAACUUGACAAUAACGAAGAAUGUUUUCAAUAGACUGGGUGUUUGAUCUGAGAGAUAAAUGUGGAGGUGAUUGUUUGGCUGACGUAACAUUCUGUGACUGCAGUGCAUGAACGAUAUAUUUACGUGAUUAAUAUUCGGCCGUGAGGCGCACUCGCCCGUCAUCCUGCGAUAAUGUAAUUAAUUGUUGUACAGACAGUGGUUAGUCCUACUUGUGUUGACUUGUGUGAGUUUAAAGAGCACUUAGGGUGGCAUGGAGCCAUGCCGUGCUCUCAGACAACAGCCGCAAUAGUUGUGUAUACAUAUAUUCUAAUAUCACUUUCUUACGCAUUUACUUAUAGUAAACCUUGACUUAUCAUAUAAUCAUUUUGACUUAUAAGUUACUUUAUUUUUUUAGUGAACUUUGAUCAUUAUAACAACAAGAUACACAAUCAGGAAAAACCCAAAUAACCUGGCCACUUGGGUGUGGGCAAGCAAAGUUUGUGCUCUUAAUUAAUAAUUGAAAUAAAAAACAAAUAUUAUCAUGUUAAUGGGUAAAUACAGGAAAGUACUACUUAGUAGGUAGGUACUGUAAUAAAUAAUUGCAUAUUACUAAAUACACAAGUCUGGCGUAAAUUUAAUGGCGCAACAACAAAGGUACCUAACAGAGCUAUAUAAUAAUAAUCCAAGUCACAUGUACACUUUCAACUACAGUAAUUAUUAGUCAGUCUCGAAAAAGUACAUCUGUGUACCAGUCAUUUAAUUCUUAUAGCUGCAAAUCCUUCCGUUUUUGUCCAAAUCUUAAUACGUAUAAGUUUUUGAGAAAGUAAAAUAACUGAAUAACUGUUUCAUUUUGAUCAAUUAGUUGAUCAUUACCGAACGUAAUGAAAGAAAAUCUGUACUAGGCUAGUCAAGGCGAGUAAUACUAUUAGACCGCUGCUGGUCCUCCAUUUACUACGUGAUUUCUUAAAUGAAUAGUAGAAGUAACGACAGCUUUCCAUGAGCUUUGUGUGACAGCUCGUUGUGGUGUCUGAAUUUAUUAUACGUCAAAUAGCAUACAUAUUUUUGUUGGAUUAUGUCAUAAAAUUCCAAUAUUAUGUAUAGGUACCGUGCAGGUACAUAUAGGUAUGGGGUGUGAUUAUUUUUAACCAUUUUAUGGUUUUAUAAUAUUUGGUUGCCCGAGGAAAUUACACAUUUGUGCACAAAUAUUGUAUAUUGAAUGGGACUCUUGCUUUGGUGCAAACGCAAGUCGAGCAGAGUGUCGCGACGUGCAACACUGCGCCAUUGCUGCUCCUGCUGGUGAAUACAGUUAUGAAUGGAUAUUAGAUAUAGUCGUUUGUUUAGACUAGCAUUCUACAAAUACUACAUUGGAGGUCACUUUUAAGCUUAUUUUUGUGCCGGAUUGUGUAUCUAGUAUUUUAAUGACGAAAGUUAGUGGGCGACAAUUCAAUAUUAAUUCUCUCAGUUAUUGACUAAUUUGAUUAUGAUUGUUGAUAUACUUACUCUGGGGAAAUAUCCUUAUGCAUGUAUAGUCACGCAUAAGGAUUUUCCAUGCAGCAUUUUUGGAACGAUACAAAAAUAUAGUAGUUAGAAGUAGUCAUAAUACUGUCUAGCAAAACCAAAUACGUUGGUACAAAAAGGAUAGAACAUUUUGUAAGUCAAACGACAUUCAAUAGAAAUAUCAGAGAAUGUUGGCUGACGCGUCAAGCCAGCAUUAAUGUUUGUUUAAGAAUCUCUUUCAUCAAGUUCGCGUCUGUAGAGGCAACAAAACUUUUGUACAUUCAAAUUUCCUUGUUAUCUUUUACUAUAAAAUGUAUAUUUUUCUACUACUGGACAAUUUCAAUAUCGCGAUAUUAUGGUGCUAAACCUUAGGACAUUUUCUGUUGAUAAAUAAACAAAUAUAAAACGUGUUUGAUUCUAACAUAUUAUUAUUGCAGUUUGACAUUUCUUUAUCCUAAUUUAAUAUUCCCGGUACACAGUUAUCCUAGUUUAGAUAUGUACGUAUUUAACUGGCGGAGCAUAAUAUGAAAAUGAUUCAUUUUUAAAUUAUGAAAAUCGUCGAAAUAGUCGGCUUGCGUUACGUCGCGGAGUGCGUGAGUGCUUGUUUUAGGGUCGGUAAGUCCUUUAUGCGAUUGUAUAGAAGUAACGCACACUCCAAUGCUGUAAACUUGCACCUAAGCGAGUUCGUGAAACGUUGACAUAUUAUGGGAUGGGUGCGGGUUCAGACGCAAGGUACGACGCCGUGUGUCACGGGUACCGAGGUUUUGUAAAAAUCAAAUAAAUUGCGUCGGAGCCGCCGUGAACCCACAAAACGCAUCGCACGCACCCUCCGCACGAGUAUUAGCCGUAGCGUAGUCAUUAACCGACUUCUUUCCUUAUUUUAAUUAAUAAUUUAACUUGUGUUAUUUUUAUGAACCUAAAUAUGAAAUUAAAUAAUUUAUAUAAUAUUUGAAGCUUUUCAUUUGAAGACGUAUUCCCAAAAACGGCAAAUGGAAGUGUUUGAUACAGGUAGGUGGGGUACGUUAGGUUAGGACUGUAAUUAGCACAGAAAUCG
This is a messenger RNA of Spodoptera exigua (beet armyworm), 3685 nucleotides long. The record is from the annotation of a GenBank genome assembly. Lineage: Eukaryota; Metazoa; Arthropoda; Insecta; Lepidoptera; Noctuidae.